GGGGAAACUGUCUCAGCUGGUCUCUGUGAACACAGGACAUCUAGCAUACCAUCUCCCGUUGAGUAGUUGGAUUGCAACACAGGGCGCAUGCAGACCAUCAGGCUGUGCAUUCUUUAGCUGGUGGCUAAUUUUCAGACAGUCCUCGACUUGGGUCUGGGUAAACAGCACCGCCCCGAUGGUUGUUUGUUUAAAGUGUGGAACGAUCCAUCGCAGAGCGCCGGGCUCGAUUGACACUGUCUGCUGAUCUGCUACUGCGGAUUGCUCAGAAUAACAGGGCUGCUCGCUAAUUCCCGUCUAUCGGAGCUUUCGGCGAAACACCGAGAGAGUAGGGUCCAAAAAAAGCCAACAAGGCAGGCAAGAACCUCGCUCCGCCGGAGUCCGCACCCGAGAAUGGCUUCAGGAGACCUUUACGAGGUGGAGCGCAUCGUGGACAAGAGGCGGAACAAGAAGGGCAAGUGGGAAUACCUGAUAAGAUGGAAAGGUUAUGGCAGUAAGGAGGACACAUGGGAGCCAGAGCACCACCUACUGCACUGCGAGGAAUUUAUUGACCAGUACAACAGCCUGAAACUGCUUUCACACAAACGGCCCAAGGUUCCAAAAAAUCGUCAGGAGCCCCUUAUCACCAGCCAGCCAUCUGCUACAGAAAACUCCAGAGCUCGGUCUGAGACCCGAAAGAAAAAAAGGACGUUUGGCCCAGCUGUUGGAGUUAGAGUAGGAGCUGUUCUGGGGAUAGGAAGUUCAGGGUCAGGUGGUCCCACACAGAAGCAGAAGAAGGUGGCUGUUGGACCUGGGAAACAUGCCUUAGGGGAUCGGAUAAGAAAAGCUAUGACGUACAAGGCUCUUCCACCGGGAGGGCAUCACUUUGUUCCUCCAAUGAGGGUCCCUUAUAACGGACUGCAGAAUGGAGACAUGGACCCUCUCAUGUACAGGACAGCAGCAAGGCCACAUAGACUCCCUUUGGACAGAGCGGAAAGAGAACUAGGAGCCAUGGAAACCACUGGACCACAGUUCACCACUGAGCUAGUGUCAGGCCCUCCUCUGGCCAACGGCAAGAUGCAUCUACACAGCUCAGUAAAGCGGAAGCUGGCCGAGGAUAAAGGCUACGUGUUCGACAAGCGGCUCAGGUAUAACGUGCGACAGAACGAGAGCAACUGUCGAUUCCGAGACAUCGUGGUCAGGAAGGAGGAAGGCUUCACUCACAUCCUGCUCUCCAGCCAAACUACAGACAACAACGCUCUGACACCAGAGAUCAUGAAGGAAUUGUGUCGAGCUCUUGGUAAUGCAGCUGCCGAUGACAGUAAAUUAUUACUGCUCAGCUCCGUGGGGACCGUCUUCUGCAGCGGCCUGGAACCCUCGUACCUGAUAGGCCGCCUGUCCACUGACCGCAGGAAAGAGAGCAGCCGCAUCGCAGAGGCUGUCAGGGAGUUUGUGUUGGCCUUCAUCCACUUCAAGAAACCUAUCGUGGCAGCAAUAAAUGGGCCUGCCCUGGGCUUAGGGGCCUCGAUCCUGCCCCUGUGUGAUGUGGUGUGGGCCAGUGAGAGAGCCUGGUUCCAAACUCCGUGUGCUGCCCUUCACCUCACUCCCUCUGGAUGCUCCUCUUACACCUUUCCCCAGAUCCUGGGUGUAGCUCUGGCCAACGAGAUGCUGUUUUGUGGAAGAAAACUCACGGCACAAGAAGCAUGCAGUCGAGGUCUGGUGUCGCAGGUCUUCUGGCCAACCACAUUUAACCAAGAAGUGAUGCUGCGUGUGAAGGAAAUGGCAUCGUGUAAUGCAGUGGUUUUAGAAGAAUCCAAAUGCCUGGUGAGGAGCAUUAUCAUGUCAGUCCUGGAGGAGGUGAAUGAGAAGGAGUGUCAGAUGCUGAAGCAGCUGUGGUGUUCAACCAAAGGACUAGAGGCACUCUUCAGUUAUCUGCAAAACAAGACCAGAGGGGAUUCUCUGGAGUUCUGUUUGCUCACAUGUCUACCAACAACAACUUCCUGGUAUUCUUCUAUUGUGAAUCUACUUCUGUUAUAUAUUUAUUGGACCCAUAACUGUCCAGCUGUUUAUUGUAUAGAAAUCAAAGAGCAAAGGGCCAAAUGUGCAUUGCCUAAGUAAAGUCUGAAGGAGGUUCGUCAGGGAGGUACAGUGUUUCUGUACAUAUGUGUCUUUGAAAUGAUCAGGAUGUAUGAAAUCAGUUAAUGUCUGAGAGCACAUAAAUAGGUGAUAAUACAUAUGUUAAAAUAUAUUUAUUUCAAUUGUGUAAAAGAGUUGCUUUCUGAAUAGAAGGAUUUUCUUUUUGUCACUUAUUGUUUUGAAUUGAAAUCAAGGUUUUCAUGGGGACACUGUUUCUCGAUCCUUACGUGCACAUUCCAUCCUCUCUAUUAAAGAGAAAAAUAGCCGCAAAUACUCAUAUAUGCUCAUACAAUCAGUGGAUCACAUUCAGUGCUUGAAUCUUCAUUAAAACACUCUGGAUAAUUAAA
Notothenia coriiceps (black rockcod) is the source of this 2459-nucleotide messenger RNA. RefSeq names its product chromodomain protein, Y-like (gene cdyl). Gene Ontology annotation, molecular function: transcription corepressor activity. The transcript is spliced from 8 exons. Gene Ontology annotation, cellular component: nucleus. The record is from RefSeq and is a predicted model, not a curated record. The coding region runs from base 391 to 2094 and encodes 567 amino acids. Lineage: Eukaryota; Metazoa; Chordata; Actinopteri; Perciformes; Nototheniidae.